This is a messenger RNA of Limulus polyphemus (Atlantic horseshoe crab), 2846 nucleotides long. Its product is annotated as hydroxyacyl-thioester dehydratase type 2, mitochondrial-like. Bases 198 to 527 code for a protein of 109 amino acids. The transcript has 7 exons. The record is from RefSeq and is a predicted model, not a curated record. Lineage: Eukaryota; Metazoa; Arthropoda; Merostomata; Xiphosura; Limulidae.
CAAAUCCAGUUCAUUUAGACGAUUGCUGGGCUGAGAAAAGCAGACUGGGCAAACGUGUUGUGCAUGGCGCGUUGUUAAACGGGUAUUUUGGUGAGGUUGUGGUGAUUCACUAUCAAUCAUUGUCACAUUUAGCAACCAGUCUGAUAAUGUAAUGUUAGGGUCAACACAAUCCACCAGAAGUGUGCAAACAGCUCAUCAUGCUUUCUGUCCACCGUAUUGUGACCAGUGACCAUUCGUCAUAUAGUCCAGCCAACCCUAUGAACACUGCACCUCUGUGGCCAAACACUAAUGAGAGGUUAAUAUCAGCUGUGAUGGGUACCAAACUGCCAGGAUUUGGCUGUGUUGUGGUAAAACAGACACUGGAGUUUCCUAAUCCAUUGUAUAUUGAUGAAGAAGUUACAGCUUCUGUCACUCUAAAGUCAUUAAGGAAAGCACUUGUUGUUUGUGACUACUCUUGUAUAACCAAUGAUGGCAAGGUGGUAUUGAGAGGAGAAGCUAAGUUGGUAUUACCUCAUAAUGAAAGUUGAGCAGAAUUUAGAUGACCCAAGGUAAGAUAUCAACUUGAUAGUGUAGGCCACGAGAUAUCUCUGGGCUAAUUAGAUGAGGAGUUCCAGCUCCUGGUCCUCGAGUAAUGAGCCUUUGAAACUUAUCAUAACAGCAGUGCUGGGCAGCAAGGCCUGUAUUUAUGUCACUGACCAAAGAACGUAUACAGGAAUAUGCUCCUUUCUUAUAAACAUCCAGUCGUUCGGCUUCUCCACUGGCAUCCUGCCAUCGCAUGUAUUUUUCCAAGUUGCUGUCCCAUAUUUUAUUAUCAUAGAAGAUCUUGGUGGGAUAGUAACAUGGGCAACUAGGCAGGUUUUGUAAAUUCAAUAAAUACUGCUUUAAAAAGUCAUUUUUACAAGAUGCCCACAUUUCACAUAGAUCUUCCUCUAGAGGGUGAUGGUGAAAAAAAGGAAAAAACUAGUUUCAAAGCAAAGGUUAAAAACCAGUAAUAAAAAUAUAAACUUUUUUUCUUAUGUUUUAAUAGCAAAAAUUGUAAAGUUACAUUUAUAAUAUUAAAGUACUGAAACCUUUCAAUUAAACAUUGUUAUCCUGAAGGACAUUAUUUCAAAUUUAAAUUUGUAACCAUUGCAAGAAAACUUGGUAGAUAAAAUGUCAGUGAAAGAAAAAAUAUGAGAGUGUAUUAAUUGAAGCUUUGAUUCUAAAUUAAUUGAUUUUAUUUUCUAGAUUUUUGAUGGCAUGAAAACUUUGUAUUUCGAGUGUAACUAAGGACUUAACAGUUAAUAUUUUGACAGAUAAAUGAUGCUUUUGUGUACUUGUAUCUUUUGCUCAAAUAAGAAUGGCGUUAAAAUGAAAAAAAAAAAAAACUUAAGUGAACACAUGGAAAUAUCAUGCAAUUGCAAAUAAAAUUUAGUUGAUUUUCUGUAAUGAACAUGCCUUUUAUGAAAAAUUGUGGAUGUAACCUUUUGGCUGAGACUGCCCCAGUGGUUACGUGCCAGAUUUUGGAUGAGGAAGUUCAUCAUUUGUGUCCUGUUACUGCAAAACAAAAUACAGAAAUCAUGCUGUACAUUUUUGGCUGUGGAAGCGUUAUAAAGGUGAUGGUCAAAUCUCACUCUCUUAAGUCAGACAAGAGUUGUUGAUGAUAGGUAAUUUUGACUAGCUGUUUCCACGUAAUCUACCAGUUCAAAAUUAGGGAUAGCUGGUUCAUAUAGCCCUUACGAGAAUAUUCAAAAACAACUACAACAAAAAAUCUGUAAUCCUUUCAAAACUCAGAAGAUGAAUACAUCUUUAUUCAAGUAAAUUUUAGAGUUUAGUACGUGUUGCUUGAUCUUGGUUAGACAUUAUUUAUGAACAAGAUGUAUCCAGCUGUUGACUACGCCUAGUACUGUAAACAGGCAGUUAUUUUUGGUCAGGAUUGAUGAAGUUAUGUCUGGCUCUUUAUAUAGAACAUACAAAGUUUAAUGACUUACGGGUAAAAUCAGACGUUAUAGGACCUAAGAAAUAAAACAGUCCUUUAAGGGUUACAUAUAUAUUGCCUUCAAUAAUCCAUUUUCGUUAGAACAUACUACGUUACUUUUAUAUAGUGUAAAGCAUAUUAUAUAUAUAUAUUAUUUAUUUAGAAUUUGAGUAUUUUAUGCAUAACUUAACAUAAAAAAAUUCUUUUCAGGACUUCAAAGAUUGUAAAACAAGUACAUAGAUAAUCUGUGGAUUACACGAUAAAAUAUUAAAGCUGUUACAAACUCGAUGAAACGUUAUUAAUUUUACGUACUAAAACACCUUUUAAGUUAUUGAAUACAUGGAUACUGAAAUGAACUUAAAUUUUAGAAAGUUGACUAUAAUAAAGGAAAAAUCGGGUAUGAAUUCCUUCUGUAAAAUUUAUUAUGACGACACUUGCAAUAGGCAUUAUGUUACGAUACGUGAAUGUUGGAGAUUCCAACUUUGCGUCGACCUCUGGUGGCAUUAUGUGGAACUAACGACUGUUGCAUCUUAGGUCACGUGAGCUCCCGGACUCAAAGGUUGCCCCAGUUCUUUAUGCCUGAUGAAGUCCAUCAACGCCCACGUUACUCCAGCAUCAUUCGGUGUGAGGAGGAAAAUUUGGGCGCAGAUUGGGCACCCUAAUUACUAAUGUAGCUUAUCACAGUUGUGUAGUGGUUAUAAUUUAACGUUAAAUAUAAUCGAAUAAUACACAACAAUAUUGCUGUAGUGAGCUUGAAAGUUACAAGUUCUAUAAGCAAGCUGUUUAGAGCUAAGAAAUAAAUCUAGAACUACCAAAGUAGUGUGUUGAAGAUACUAUAGUUAUAAUUUGUUCUAGUUGUGCGUUUGAAUAAAAAUAUAUUUAUAUUUUA